Molecule: messenger RNA, 2085 nt
Organism: Trichomonas vaginalis G3
Lineage: Eukaryota; Parabasalia; Trichomonadida; Trichomonadidae
Exons: 1
Coding region: 1-2085 (694 amino acids)
Source: RefSeq, a predicted model, not a curated record
AUGGCUGAAGAAGAAAUUCGAAAUCGGAUACAUGAAGGAGGUCUCAUUCCUAUGACAUUUUCAAUAAGUCCUCUUCAGAAAGUAUUAGAGGAUAUUUUAGACUUAAUUGGCAAACACGAAAAAAGUAUUAAUACAAUCCUCGAAACGUUACCUUCUAAAACAGACAAAACAGACCUUGAAUCACUUCGCGAAACAGUUGAAAAUAACAAAGCAGAUACUGAUUCUAAAAUUGAUGCAUUAGAAAAAUCAUUCAAUCAGAAAGCAGAAGAAUUACAGCAACUCAUCAAAGACAAUGAUGACAAGGUCCAGGCACAGUUCAAUGAUACAAAUGAUAAGAUAGAAACACAUGAUGCUCAAAUUUCUAAACUGACACAAGAUUUACAGAAUUUAGAAGAAAAACUUAAUCAGGAAAUACAAGGCAUCAAUGAUAAGGUUUCAGCACACGAUAAUACACUAAAAGACCAUGAAACACGUAUAAAUGAACUUGAACAAAGAAAAUAUCCAGAAAAUACCAUAACAUCAGCAGAAAAUGCUUCACAAUCAAAUAGCCAAGACACCACAAACAAGGAAAUUAAUCAAAAUAAUGAAAAUCCUGUAAAUAUUGAAUCUAAUUCAAAUAAUGCAGGAAAUAGCAACAACAAUGCAAAUUCAUUUAAUUUUGAUCCUAAUACACUUAAUGAACUUAAGCAAAUGAUUCAAAAUAAUUCAGAUAAAAUCCAAAAUAAUACAGAUCGUAUUAGAGCUUUAGAAAACGCUCAGUUCCAAUCUCCGUCGACUUCAGGACAAAAUACACCAUCUAAUACAGUGCAAAAUGGAGAAAAUAAACAAAAUUCUAAUAAUUCUCAGAAUUUCGACUCAAAUCUCAGUGAUAAGAUCGGAGUGUUAGGAAGGAGACUGAAUACAGCUGAAGAAUCAAUCUCCAAUAUCGAAAAAGCAUUAAGAGAUCUUAAGAAUAACCAAAAUCAAAAUAACAAUUCUCAAUCAUCUGGUCAUGAUCAUCGUUGUGGAGCUUCUAUUGAAAGAAACUUUGUUGCACCACAAGUUUCUUCAGGAAAUUCAGAUAAUUCCUCAUCUCAAAUUAAUUCACCUCAAAAUUCUGUAAAUCAACAACAAAUGUCAUCAAGUAAUGAUAGAACAAAUGUAAAUAAUUUAGGAAAUCAAAACUAUGCCAAUAACAACCAAAAUUCAUCAAAUAACAACAAUCAGAGCCAGCAAUCGAGUUCUGGACCAUCACAAUCAGGCGUUUCAAGAUCAAAUGACAAUCAGAUCCAUAGUAAUUCAGGAAAUUCAGAUACUCAAAAACAAAUUUCAAAUAUUAAUCCAGAAACACGUUCCUCUGAUGCUAAUUCAAGUAACAUUGUUACUAAAUCAAGCUCUAAAGAUCAAAUUUCCACCAAAGACAACACAAACUCUUCAAACAACAAAUCUCAAUCAUCAGAUCACAAAAACUCCAAUGAAAAUGAAGAUUUACCAGUCAGACCACCAUCAUCUUCACAAAAGACAUCUCCUAGGCAAUCAAACUUGCAACCAUUACCAGAUUUACCAUCAUCAGAUCCAAAUGAAGCAAUUUCUCAACUCAGACAACGUCUUGCAGCUCUUGAACAGCAACUCUCCAGUCAAAAUGCCAAUACAAAUGAAGAACUCAAGAAAUUGGCAAGAUAUUUGAAUGAUCGCCCAGACAGAUCAUUGAUUGAAAGACUUUUCGAGAAGUUCAAGUCAAGUCUCGGAAAUGUUGUUCAAAUGGUUCAGGCAAAAGAAGGAAAUGAUGGCAAAUUUGCAACUACUGAUGAUGUGAAGAGACUUGAAACGUUGAUUAAGCACAUGACACAAGAAUUCGAUGAAGCAGCAGCUGCAAGGAGAUGCACAAAAUGUCUUUCAUGCGGAAUGGGCUACAGAACAGUUUCUGGUUCAAUACAAGACCCAGAAACAGCUGCAAUUCUCGGUGCUGCUCCUGUUUCUCAGGUUGUACAAACACCAGGAAAACCAACUUUCGUUUAUGGCUCUGACAACGAGCUUUACUACUCAUUGAAUGAGUCAGGAAAGCCAUUUGUGUCACCAAGGAAUAAUCCUCCUGCUUCUAAAUAA